Messenger RNA from Equus caballus (horse), 2354 nucleotides. The record is from RefSeq and is a predicted model, not a curated record. NCBI's taxonomy places the organism in Eukaryota, Metazoa, Chordata, Mammalia, Perissodactyla, Equidae.
UGAUUUAAAUACUUUGAUAUAUUUUUGCAUCAAUUGAGAAAUUCAUACAAGGUUUCUUUAUUUAAUUCCAGUUGUGUUGCUUGAUACAACUACUGUUCUUGGAGAGCUAGGAUGGAAAACAUAUCCAUUAAAUGGGAUCCUGCAGUCUCAGAUUUCCACUCUGUUCUGAGACCAGCACUGUAUGUGAAGUGGGUCAGUGUCAGCCAUCUUUGACCUAUUUUCAACACUGCUAAAAAGGGGGGAAAAUUCAAGAAGGCACCGAAGAGGCCGCCUCACCAGACCCUGAUGUUCCCUCUCCUCUGGAUGUGCAUGCUGCAGCUCCAUAGGAGCCAGUGGGAUGCCAUCACUGAAAUGGAUGAACACAACAGGCCCAUUCACACAUACCAGGUAUGCAAUGUGAUGGAGCCAAACCAAAACAACUGGCUUCGUACAAACUGGAUCUCCCGUGAUGCAGCUCAGAAAAUUUAUGUGGAAAUGAAGUUCACCCUGAGGGACUGUAACAGCAUCCCAUGGGUCUUGGGGACUUGCAAAGAAACAUUUAAUCUGUAUUAUGUGGAAUCAGAUGAGUCCCAUGGAAUUAAAUUUAAGCCAAGCCAGUAUACAAAGAUCGACACAAUUGCUGCUGAUGAAAGUUUUACCCAGAUGGAUUUGGGUGAUCGCAUUCUCAAACUGAACACGGAAAUUCGCGAGGUGGGGCCUAUAGAAAGAAAAGGAUUUUAUCUGGCUUUUCAAGACAUUGGGGCAUGCAUUGCCCUGGUCUCCGUACGUGUUUUCUACAAAAAGUGCCCCUUCACUGUUCGUAACUUAGCCAUGUUUCCAGACACCAUCCCGAGGGUUGAUUCUUCCUCUUUGGUUGAAGUAAGGGGCUCUUGUGUGAAGAGUGCAGAAGAGCGUGACACUCCGAAACUGUAUUGUGGAGCUGAUGGCGAUUGGCUGGUUCCUCUUGGAAGGUGUAUCUGCAGUACAGGAUAUGAAGAAAUUGAGGGUUCUUGCCAAGGAACAUCUAUGACAUCUCUUCUGCCAACAGGAUCUCCUUUACAUAACCUACACAGAAGAAAGACUGAAGAAAAACAACAUUUACAAAGUAAUCCCAAAGGUGCAAAUUUUAUAAUAAAAACUACAUGUAGGAAUUGCUCAACAUAUUAAUUAGCUGUACUUUUUAUAUAUUUAAAUAUCAAAAAGCCAUUUAUGCUGUUGACUUCAGUUAUAAAACAGACUAUAUGUACUGGGAUUUCUGGGUUUUAGGAACCUUAGGGAACAGAAAGUUGUCAUAAAAUAUUUCCAGGCGAGUUCUAAGAAGAUAGCUUCCAAAUGGGAUGAGUUUAUCUUGAUCAGAUUCAAGAGAAGUAGGUAGGUUUAUCUUAUCAAAACAGAUGUCCAUGGCUACCACCUUUUCCUACAUUUUGUGGUAAGCUGCCUUGCUGGGGCCUUCUCAGAACUCCGAAUAUCCAGUCAGCUAUUUAGGGACUGUAGUGAUUAAGGACACAGAUUACUUACAAGUAUGUGUUUGCACUUUUUGUUUUAAUGAAGCUAAUUCAAAAGCCAAAUUUCUACAUGUCUGAGCUCUAAAUGUGUUCUGAAGUAUACCCAAGUCAGUGCAAUAGCAGGUGGGACUCAUCCAGGGAUUAAAAAGAAAAGAAUCAUCACCAGAUAAUGCAAAUUGAUCUGAAAGGGCAGAUAGGAUAUGGAGCAGAGACUUAUUAGUUUAGCAGUUUAAUAGACCAAGAGGGAAAGUGUGCCUUUAUCUUUUGUCUCAGAGCCUCUCAGAAUGAUAUUUAACACUAUGCACUUCUCCAGACUGAAGAGUUUUUUGUUCUUCAUAGUAUACCUUCAAUUUUGGAAUUAUUUUUCUCUUUUUCCUCAGUUACUUUCAGUAAGUAAUGGUAAACUUCAAAAGGGUUUAUUAUUUAGUUUAUGCUGCUUACCGGUAUCCAUCUGACUUAGGCAAAAAUCUAAUUGGCAUACUGGACAUCAUAAAUUUACAUCAUGUAAUCUCUUGAGUAUUAAAUUUGUUCAAAUAUUUAUUCAGUGUUUGCUGUAUACUAGGUUGUGUUGCGUCAGGAAUACAAAUAUGAAUAAGACACAAUCCAUGGACUAAGAAGCUUCAAAUUCAGGGGGAGGGCACUAAUGUUUUCUAUCUUGUACAUUUUAAUUUCAAAGUAAGAAAUAUAAAGAUUGUAAUUAAUAAACUAUAGCUGGGCAUUUGGAUCUGAUGCUAAAAAGAGAAGUCUUUAAAUAAAGUUUGAAGUCAGUAAGAUCCAUCUGAUUGUUGAAGAAAUGAUGACGACUGAAAUUGUCCAGGAAAUACAUACAGAAGAGAAGCAAUGGUGGGAGAGGAAAGAGAGCCAAAGAAA